This is a messenger RNA of Nematolebias whitei (Rio pearlfish), 2025 nucleotides long. Its product is annotated as forkhead box C1-A. Bases 307 to 1713 code for a protein of 468 amino acids. Gene Ontology annotation, molecular function: RNA polymerase II cis-regulatory region sequence-specific DNA binding; DNA-binding transcription factor activity, RNA polymerase II-specific. The transcript has a single exon. The record is from RefSeq and is a predicted model, not a curated record. NCBI's taxonomy places the organism in Eukaryota, Metazoa, Chordata, Actinopteri, Cyprinodontiformes, Rivulidae. Gene Ontology annotation, biological process: anatomical structure morphogenesis; cell differentiation; regulation of transcription by RNA polymerase II.
GUCCCUCAUUGGAUGAUGGAGCACAUUUGGAUUCGGGGUGGAGCAGCUGGAGCAGCCAAAAGGGAGAAAAAAUGUGAGGCGUAAAAAAAAAAAAAAAAAAAAAAAAAAAAGGUUCCUCGCUGAGUUUGACUCGCGCUCCUUCAGACUUUAGUUCUCUAAAUGUUCUCUGCAGCAGCGCGCGCGUCCUCCGCUCCACGGCUGCGACCCGAGAACUGAAGAGAGGACUGGGAGCACGCGCCCGAGCUGUGACACUUUCUGCGCGGAGACGUUUGGAGAGGUUUGGAGAGGUUUUACGCAUCGCGCAGGAUGCAGGCGCGCUACUCCGUGUCCAGUCCCAACUCUUUGGGGGUCGUUCCCUACAUCAGCAGCGACCAGAGCUACUACCGAACCGGCACCGGGUACACGGGGAUGCCUGCGCCCAUGAGCAUGUACUCACACGCGGCGGCGCACGAGCAGUACCCGGCCAGCAUGGCCCGUGCGUACGGACCCUACACCCCCCAGCACCAGCCCAAGGACAUGGUGAAACCCCCCUACAGCUACAUCGCCCUCAUCACCAUGGCCAUCCAGAACUCCCCGGAGAAGAAGAUCACCCUGAACGGGAUCUAUCAGUUCAUCAUGGAGCGCUUCCCCUUCUACCGGGACAACAAGCAGGGCUGGCAGAACUCCAUCCGCCACAAUCUGUCCCUCAACGAGUGCUUCGUGAAGGUCCCGCGGGACGACAAGAAGCCCGGGAAGGGCAGUUACUGGACCCUGGACCCGGACUCCUACAACAUGUUCGAGAACGGCAGCUUCCUGCGGCGCCGCCGGAGGUUCAAGAAGAAGGACGUGCAGCGGGACAAGGACGACCGGCAGAGUAAGGACCCGUGUGCGCGCGGCGCGGGCCGGGACCAGGACCCGCCGGUACCGGGGUCUCAGCCGGUGCGGAUCCAGGACAUUAAGACUGAGAACGGGACCGCCACGCCGCCGCAGGCCGCCUCCCCGAGCCUGGGCGCGGUGCCGAAGAUCGAGAGUCCGGACAGCAGCAGCGCGUCCACGGGCAGCCCGCGCAGCGUGCCCUCCACGCGCUCCCUCAGCAUGGACGGAACCGAGCACCACCACGGCCAGAACGCGGCCCAGGGCUUCAGCGUGGACAACAUCAUGACCUCCCUGCGGGGGUCUCCGCAGGCCGAGCUCUCCCCCCCUCUCAUCGCCUCCUCGCGGACAGGUAUCACCCCCUCGCUGUCGCUCAACUACUCCCCCAGCCAGAACCCCGCCUACAACUCCCCGACCUGCAACCAGAACCUCAUCUCCACGAGCUCCAACUCCACGUACCACUGCAACAUGCAGGCCAUGAGCCUGUACACCGGGGAGCGCGCCUCCGGGGGCCACCUGGCCCCCUCCACCACGGUGGAGGAAGCCCUGCCCGACUACUGCAUCUCCACGACCACCGCGUCCCCGCUCGCCCACGGAAACCCGAGCCAGGCGGGCCAGGAGGGCCACCACACGCACCAGGGCCGGCUCGCGUCCUGGUACGGGGACUUGGGCCACCUGGGUCCGGGUUACCCGGCGCAGCAGCAGAACUUCCACUCGGUGCGGGAGAUGUUCGAGUCCCAGCGGAUCGGGCUCAACGGGUCCCCGGUGAACGGGAACAACAGCUGCCAGAUGGCCUUCCCGUCCGGACAGUCCCUGUACCGAACCUCAGGAGCCUUUGUUUACGACUGCAGCAAGUUCUGAAGCCUCCAAAUGAACCUCUAAUAUAUAUUUUUGUACUUUUGGGCCUUUUAUUUACUCCCAAAGGACACGAGAGCUGUUUAACUCCACAACACGUAAGUUCCAGAGAAAUGCUCCAAAUAUCACCUUCAUUUGAACCUAAUCUAGUAAUUUAUUUAUAGCAACCGGAAGUGGUUGGAUGUCGAGGACCAAACAGUUUUUUAAAGGGUUCCAUCUUUUGUUGUACAGAAACAGUAGAGGGGGGGUUGUAGACUUCUUUUGUUGUUUGUUUCAAACUAUCCUGAAGGCAUUACACUUUGUUGUUCUCUUGAAUAA